Molecule: messenger RNA, 1280 nt
Organism: Cyprinus carpio (common carp)
Lineage: Eukaryota; Metazoa; Chordata; Actinopteri; Cypriniformes; Cyprinidae
Biological process (GO): cell surface receptor signaling pathway; immune response; cellular response to lipopolysaccharide
Cellular component (GO): external side of plasma membrane
Source: RefSeq, a predicted model, not a curated record
CACGAGACUAUAGCCUAUACUUUCGGUUUUGAUUUGUUUUUAAUGUCGUCGAACACGCAAAUGGUUUUACAAAGUUUUGACACCUGAACAUUAGACCCCCGCAGAACUUUCUCCAUGUUUUCAAAUCUUCUGCGGCUGCUGUUCUGCUUUAUCUGUUACAGUGGAACCCCUCGUGCAGGAACUAAACUUGUACAUGUGACAGGAAAAAAAGGGGACAGCGUCAUCCUGCCGUGUGAAUUUGAGGCCACACAGAUUUCUCAUUAUCAUUUAAGCAGUUGGUCAAAAACGAUCUAUGUUUGUCAGAAUGAAGAAUGUGAAAGUGAAAAUGGACGAGUAUUUAAACAAGGAAACUGUGACGUCGUCAUCAAGGAUCUGAGCUUCAGUGACGCAGGGAAAUAUGUUUUGAGAGUGAAUUACAAUAAUGCUCAGUCAAUGCUGGAGCGACUGACCCUGGAGUACUAUCUUCAUAUUCAGGAUGAGAUUUCUGUGAAAAUGGGUGAGGAGCUGAAGCUUGAUGUUCUGUUGACCAAUACUGAAAAAGUUGUGCAUCAGAACAAAAUCAGCACAGAGUGGACGGAGGUCUGGAAGAGAAGAGCUGGGGUCAGGAGCGAUCAGUUGACUGUCAGAGAUGGAAACCUGAACAUUAAUGCGUUAACCUUCACUGAUGCAGGGACAUACAGAGUUCUGGACUUUGAUGAUGAAAUCUUGAUCACAGUGACAGUCACAGGAUCCGGUACAGACUCAAAGGGAAACCAAACAGAUGAUGACAAAACUGAUGACACUAAACAAGUUUCUGUACUUGACUGGAUUAUGCGUGUUGGAAUGGGUUUUUCUGUGUUUCUACUUGGUCUGGUUCUGAUUACAUUCAUCAUCAGGAAUCCCCAACCGGUACACUAUGCAUUUUACGGUUAUAAUAAUUUCAGACAAUAUAUGUUGUCGAACUAAUGUGGUUCAAACGACGGAGAUGUGACCGUGUUCGGGAAGCAGUCGUUACUAGUUCAUUUCCACAACAAUGCAUCAUACUUUGGUGGUUAAUCAGUGAGUUACCUCGUUACAAGAAACACACCCCAGAUCAACAGCUCUGCAAAGGAUUCUGUCAACAUAUGUCUGAAAUAUUGAAGUUUGUUUGCAUCAAUGUUUAUUUCUUUUAUGUUUAUCACUGUAAAGUUGUUUUGAAGUAAUCUGUAUUAUAUGAUCUGUAUUGUAUCUGUAAUUUUACAUUUAUAUUUAAUAUUGCAUGAGGAAGAGUCCUCACUUUUCCUAAAUUAUCUUCAUCUUCA